Molecule: messenger RNA, 4936 nt
Organism: Lagopus leucura (white-tailed ptarmigan)
Lineage: Eukaryota; Metazoa; Chordata; Aves; Galliformes; Phasianidae
Gene: PAPLN
Product: papilin, proteoglycan like sulfated glycoprotein
Exons: 28
Coding region: 300-4142 (1280 amino acids)
Biological process (GO): extracellular matrix organization
Cellular component (GO): extracellular matrix
Molecular function (GO): serine-type endopeptidase inhibitor activity; metalloendopeptidase activity
Source: RefSeq, a predicted model, not a curated record
GGAGCUAGAAACAAUUCCAAGUUAUGCAUGUGCAUAUGCAUGCUUAGAACUCUGGCUUUCCUAAGCAAAAGAAAACUCUUGUGAAGAAACUUGGAGGCUGAGGGGGUUAAAUGAAACCCAACUCCUUUUCCUGUGUUGUAAGGCUUAGUAACCAAACAGAAGCUGGAGAGAAGAGCGGGUUAGGAGCCACUGUUUGAACCUGAACGAUAGUAAAGUGAUUUUUGCUGCUUGUCUACAGAGUGGCAUCAGUGCCUUCAGCUUUUACACUCACCUUUCACAGGUACACGCAGAAGACACAGAUGAAGAACUUGCUCCUUCUGUUCCUGCUAGCAGAGAUGCUGCCUUCUGCAUUUUUAGGCCAUAGGAUGAGGCGGCAGACUGGUGUUUGGGGAAGCUGGGGUGAAUGGGGCAAGUGCAGUCGGAGCUGUGGUGGUGGAGUCAGUGUUCGGCAACGGCGCUGCUACUUCCAAAGGACAGAAAGUGCUUCCAGUUGCAUUGGACCAACUCGAAGCUAUCGCUCAUGCAAUAUUCAGAGCUGUCCGGAAAGUUCCAGAGAUUUCCGGGCAGAGCAGUGUGCAGAGUUUGAUGGGACAGAAUUUCAAGGAAAGAAAUACAAGUGGCUUCCAUAUUAUGGAGCACCCAAUAAGUGUGAGUUAAACUGUAUUCCGAAGGGAGAAAACUUCUACUACAGACACAAGGAAACUGUGAUAGAUGGAACUACUUGUGAACCUGGCAAGCGGGAUAUCUGUGUAGAAGGAGUUUGUCAAGCUGUUGGCUGUGAUAACAUACUAGAAUCUACCAAGAAGGAGGACAAAUGCCUACAGUGUGGAGGAGAUAACAGCACCUGCUAUGAUGUGAAGGGUACUUUCGAUGUGCCCAACCUCCCCAAAGGGUACAAUCAAAUGUUCAUCAUCCCUGUGGGAGCCACCAGCAUCCAAAUCAAGGAGGUUAUGCCAAGCAGGAACUUUAUGGCUGUCAAGAAUGUGCAAGGGGAUUAUUAUCUGAAUGGGCAUUGGACAAUUGACUUCAGCCGAACGCUACAUAUAGCUAGCACAGUUAUGCACUAUGAUCGUGGCUCAGAAGGUGAUCUUGCCCCAGAGCUCCUCCAUGCCAGGGGUCCCACCACAGAGCCCUUGGUCAUUGAGCUCAUCAGUCAGGAGCCAAACCCAGGAGUACAAUAUGAAUACUACCUGCCUACACACAGACAGUCCACAGGUUACAGCUGGAGCUACAGUUCCUGGAGUGAGUGCAGCUCUGAGUGUGGAGGAGGCUUCCAAUCCCGUUUGGUGUUUUGUACCAUAGACAAUGAGAUUUAUCCAGACUAUAUGUGCAGUAACAAACCACGACCAGACAGUAACCGGACAUGUGGCCAUCAGGCUUGUCCCCAAACAAAAAGGACUUCUUACAUCUCUCCGCCACAAGCCUGGAGCCACGGUGGAGCACGGAGCUCUCAGAUGAAGAGGUGGAAAACAGGGGAGUGGGGACCCUGCUCAGCUACCUGCGGUGGAGGCACCCAGACUCGCUCUGUUUACUGUGUAGCAUUUGAUGGUCAGAACUCCCAGGGUGUUGUGGACAACGCUGAGUGUAUGGCCUUUGCACAGCAGCCUCACAGCAGUCAGCCCUGCAACAGGAGACAGUGUGCAACCUGGAGCACAGGGCCCUGGUCAGAGUGCUCAGCCAGCUGUGGGGAAGGUGUCCAGACCCGGACUGUCACCUGCAGAACGCAGCGGGGCUCUCAAGCUCAGGACUUUGCUUGUUUAAUGGAACCAAAGCCACCAGCCACCCAGCCCUGCCUUAAGGAGAACUGCAUCCAAGAAGUCGGCUGGCACGUUGGAGACUGGGGCCUGUGUUCAAAGAGCUGCAGUUCAGGCAUCCGGACACGCCAAGUUAUCUGUGCUGAUGGUGACUCCAAAUUCUACAGUGCUGAUAUAUGCAAAGCCAUCCAACCACAGAAGCCAGCCACCCUGGAUAGCUGCAACGUGCAGCCUUGCUACCUGCCGCAGCAGGUCCCCAGUAUGCAGGACACUAUGGGAUAUGAUAUCAGUCGACAGUCGUUGCUGACGCGUUACAACCCAAACAGCCCUCCCACAGAUUCUGGUGAUGGAAGGUUGCUCCCUGGGAGCUCCACAGUUCACAGCAGCUCUAGGAAUCACCACAUCAAUUCCACUGAGGACCAUGGCAUCAACUUGUUGCCUGUUCGCUGGGAAUCCCAGUCACGAUCAUCAAAUUAUCAUCAGCUCAACAUCACUCAGCACCCCACUGCAGGAACCAGAUCUCAGAACUGUUAUCAGACCCCACAUGGCUGCUGUCCAGAUGGACACACUCCAGCUUCAGGCUCUUUGGGGAGAGGUUGUUCCUUCAACACCUGUCACCAAAACAGGUAUGGAUGCUGUCCUGAUGGAGUAUCAGCUGCCCAAGGUCCAAACAACGUGGGAUGCCCACAGCAUGACAGUGAUGUUCAUAUGAGAAGAAAUCAGCCUGCUGCAGCUGUUCCAACAGCAAACCAAGCCUUAUCCCAGCAGCACCCCUCUGGCGAGUGCCGCAGUUCAGUGUACGGCUGCUGUUUUGACAGUGUCGCUUCGGCUGCAGGUCCUGAAGGGGAAGGAUGUCUCAAUAGGCCCAACUACCCAUAUCCUGUCAUGUGCCUGCUGCCCAGUGCUCAUGGCCCCUGUGCAAACUGGACCACUCGCUGGUACUUUGUGACUGUUGUUGGCAAGUGCAACCGGUUCUGGUAUGGUGGCUGCCAUGGCAAUAAAAACAGCUUUGCCUCAGAGGAGGAAUGCAUGAGAGUGUGUCAUAGCUCUGUGGGGAUUAGUCCCUUGGAGCACCAGCCCUCUUCUGGCACAGGAGCCCUGCAACGGCAGGACACUGGCUCUCAUUUUCAUAUGGGUGCUGCUCAGGGUAAGCAGCAGCACCUGCCAAGAGAGUCUUCAAGUCAUGGCCAAGAAGGAAGAUCCUAUGGAGCUUCAAACCCCUCGCAGAACAGACAUGGAGAGAGCUACUGGAGAAGAACCAUUCUGGAGGAAGCCAAGCUCUCUCUUGUGACAGCAGUCAAGGGACAAAACAUUCAACUGGCCUGCAAGGCAAGCAUGUCCCCCUUCUCCAGGGUGGAGUGGAUGAAGGAUGGCCAGACAGUCUCCUCUGACAGGCACAUCUACCAGUCUGACAGCUCUUUAGUUAUCAGCCACGUCAAGCUGGAGGAUGCUGGGACUUACACAUGCCUCAUUUCUGAUGGGAGGACAGAGAGACGGCGGCAGAUUCAGUUACAGAUCAUAGAGUACCAGAGUGCUGUUCUGGCAGAGGGUGAGAGAGGUCAGGUCCUUCACAAGGAAAAUCAGCAGCACCGAGAGCUACCCAGAGACGGGAAGGUUGUACAGGCAGCCGGUUCCUCUGUGCAUCAGCAAUUCACAUAUAGGUUGAGAAUGGACAAGAGCGAGCCCUCAGUAGUGGAGGCCAAAGUUGGGGAGAGAGUCAGACUGCCCUGCACAGUGGAAGCAUCUCCAGCUCUCACCAUUGAGUGGCAGAAAGAUGGGCAGCCCCUCUCCCCUCCCAGACACAGACAGCAGUCAGACGGGGCCCUGGUGAUCAGCCGGGUUAGCUCUGAGGACGCCGGCUUCUUUACCUGCAUCGCCUCGAAUGGACGUGACCAGGACCAGCGCCAGGUCCUGCUCCGACCUCUAGGAGGGCUGAGGAUUACUGGUCUUCUGCCGAGCAUUAAGGUAUCUGAAGGAGAAACUGCUCAACUUCAUUGUACAGUGACUGGCAACAAUGUGAAUAUAAGGUGGUCAAGAAAUGGAGUCCCAGUGAGGGCAGAUGGCCGCCGCGUCCACCUGUCCCAGGAUGGAAGCCUGACCAUAAGCAAUGUUCAGUUGGCUGAUGAGGGAUCCUACACAUGCAGCGCCUACAGCAGCAGCAACUCUGUCAGUGCCAGCACAGAGGUGAAAGUGUUGAGGAGCAGGCCCAGCACAACUGUGAAUCACGUUGUGGACCCGAGCAGAGAAUGUGUGGACCAGCCGCACCUCGCCAACUGUGGGCUGAUCGUGCAGGCCCAGCUCUGCAGUAACGAGUACUAUGCCAGCUUCUGCUGUGCCAGCUGCUCUCGCUACCAGCCGCACGACAGCCCUCCUCAUCGCAGUGGGUGACAGACACCACCAAGGCCGUGUGGAACAGCAGGUGACAAGACAAGAAUUUUGAACUCUGAUCUUCUACUGUAUGAAACUGUUCUGGCAGCUCAAGAGGGCAGAUUUAAUGGUGUAGGGUGUAAUUGCCAAAAGGUGGGAGAACCACCAUCCUCAGGUUUAUUGCAAACUUCUUUCUUCUGACUCCUUGCAAUGUCUUCCUUGUAUGCCUUGCAAUAGCUCAUCCAUCUCUCCACAUAAUGGUAGUUGCUGCUUUUCACAGGAGGAGGUAGCACUGGGAAUACUCUCUCCAAAUGACUUUAGAGAGGGCAAAUAACCAGAAUGAAAGAUUCUUCGUAUAAGGAAAAGAGAAUAGCUCAAAAAAGCACCAUAGGCUGAAGUGUCUUAAGAUGGGCCUGAGCCGUCUUAACAGAAGGACUAAUGACAGAGGAACAUUUAUAAUGCUGAGGAGCAAAGGAAUCUGACCAUGACAAACAGCUUGGUGCAUGUAAAAUUAGCACUGAGGUGCUGUAAGAUUGCCAGCUCAGGAGAUGCAGCUGUGAUGUCACCUACUGCAGCUACGUACUGUAGCUGUUUUAUUACAGCGCUCCUAAAUAGAAUUUAUCUUUGGGUCAGUUUGGUUUCCACUUAAAUGUAUUCAGCUCUAGAUUGAAAUGCAGAAAGCAAUGCUCCACAGAAAGCUUUGGACAAAAUGGAAAAAUGUACUUAGCCUUUUCUGAAUGGUAGGGAUCAUUAACAUAACAACACUGUAGUAUGUUCUAAGAUGAUGCAGAUUAAACAUCAGUAUCUCUGAGAAA